AUGGAGCGGGCUGAACUCGACAGGGCCUUGGACGACCGGACCCUGGACUUCCUGGUGGGGGCAGCCUCGCUGGCCAGGCGAUUGUCCCAACGCGACGUGGACGGGCUGGACUUCGGGGGACUGGGAAACGGCACCACCCUGGACGAGUUGGUCGGCUUGCUCUUGCUCUACCACCGCCACCUCCACCGUCGUCAUGACAUCUAA
Molecule: messenger RNA, 204 nt
Organism: Penicillium canariense
Lineage: Eukaryota; Fungi; Ascomycota; Eurotiomycetes; Eurotiales; Aspergillaceae
Exons: 1
Coding region: 1-204 (67 amino acids)
Source: RefSeq, a predicted model, not a curated record